Messenger RNA from Carassius auratus (goldfish), 3014 nucleotides. RefSeq lists its product as uncharacterized. Lineage: Eukaryota; Metazoa; Chordata; Actinopteri; Cypriniformes; Cyprinidae. The transcript is spliced from 11 exons. The record is from RefSeq and is a predicted model, not a curated record. The coding region runs from base 639 to 2615 and encodes 658 amino acids.
UAAAUGGAUAAAAAGCGUUCCUUGCAUAGUGUUUUCAAACGAAUUAAAUAUUAUUCAGUGUAACGUGGUUAACGCUUUGACAUGCUUAUCUUUGCAGACGUUAUUCUUCUGUGUGUAUAGUGCAGCAUGAAUAACAGAAACAAAAUCGCUUAAAAAAAAUGGUCUUGUUUUAGUAAAAGCGUUUUUUUUUGUGGCAUGUUAAUAACUAUUUGUAUAAUCAGUUUUACAAUAAAUUCCAUGGUUACAUAAUGGUUAGUGCAGCUAAACCGUGGUUGAUUUAAUUAUAGUAAUAAUAUAUAUUUGUUUUAUUUCCAGUAAAGCCAUGGUUCAUUUUUGUGAGCUAUGCGUCUCAUUUCGCUCCCCAUCACGUGAUUCAGUUCACCAUAAACAUUCGAGUUCGAUUAACUUCGUGAUGGAGAGACAGGGUUUGAAGGGGUCAUCGGAUGCUAAAUGCACUUUUACGAGUGGUUUGAACUGAAAUGUGUUUGUUGUUAAUCUCGUGAAAUGUUAAGGGUGGUCUCGAGGGCCGUCGGUGUGUCGUCACACGGACGCAGGUCGCUCGUCGACGGUUGAUUGACUCAUGUUUCACUCCAGACUCGCGUGAGCAGUCUUCAGUCGUGUGUCCUCGCGGGAGGAAGAUGGCUCCUAAGCGUCUGUGGUGUGCUGUCGUCGGCUGUCUUAAUGAACAGAGCAGUCGUCAUUUAGUCCCGACAUCUGAGCCGCUGAAGACACAGUGGCUGGAUUUCAUUUUUAAAGGGAAGGUGCCCCCCGAUCUACCUAAAAGCGUCCAUGUUUGCGCCAAUCAUUUCUCUCCGGACUGCUUUAUAAACGAGGGUCAGUAUAAAGCAGGAUUUGCUAAGAAACUCCUCCUGAAAAACGGAUCGGUACCAACUAUUCGUGUUCCUGCUUCACCUCCACAAGAAACAAACGCAUCUGAAGAAGUGGCCAAGGUGCAACAUGUGGCCUGCCAGAUGGACACACCACCGUUUGGCACCCAGCUGUCAAUAAAAACUCUACGUCCGCGCUACAGAAGCACAGGCACACAGACAACUACAUUAUCCCCAGAUAUUGGAGUUGGCUUCUCAAAUUCACUGCUAUCGUCAACACCCCCAAAAAAGAAGCCAAUUAAGCGAUCUCGCUCGGAGCUAGAGGACGACCCUUCUAGAGCCAGCUCAAGUAUGAAAGAGGAACAGCCUAUGGAUUCUGCAUAUGAUCCAGAUGUGACGACUGAAUCAUCACAGCCCGCUCAUAAGACAGCAACGUACAUCGUUUAUGAAGACUGCCUGCUGCAGCUCUUUGAGCAGUGCCCCGUGUGUCAAGGUGUUACCAGUGUGCGGAGAAGAAGGGUUGGCACGUUCCUGGCUGUGGAGCAACGCUGCCCUCACUGUGACUUCUUCAAAAAAUGGAGUAGUCAGCCAGUUAUAGGAAGCACUCCUGCAGGAAACCUCCAGCUCUCUGUUGCGGUGUAUGCCACUGGUGUCUCUUUCUUCAAACUUGAAAAGGUAUUCCGGGCAAUGCAACUGAAAAUGAUCCACUACGACACCUUUCAGAGUCUCGCCCGGAGGUACAUACAGCCUGCAGUUGUACACAGCUGGAAGACAGCACAGGACGGCAUGCUGCAGCAGCUCGGACAGCAGCAGAACAUUGUCUUAGGCGCUGAUUUCAGGACAGAUUCACCAGCCAAGUUUGGCGUUUACUCUGUGAUGGACCUAAGGACCAGCACUAUUAUUGACCUGCAGCUAGUUCAGAGUAAUGAGGUUGGAGGGAGCAACAACAUGGAGAAAGAGGGUCUGAGGAGGAGCCUUGAUCUCUUGAGUGCACACAGUGUGACUUUUGACAGUAUUGUUACAGACCGGCACCCUCAAAUACAAAAAUACCUGCGGGAAGCCAACAUCACGCAGUAUUACGAUGUAUGGCACGUAGAAAAAGGAGUGUCCAAGAAACUGCUGAGGAUUGCUCGGAGCAAAGACUGUGAACAAUUGCAGAGGUGGCUUCACAGUAUAAAAAACCACAUAUAUUGGACAGCAGCUUCUUCUUUAUCAGGACAAGAGAGAGUCGCAAAGUGGACUUCGAUUCUUAACCAUGUCCAGGACAUGCACACACAUGAAGAUCCUGUUUUCCCACAGUGCUUGCAUCCACAACGCACUUCAAGGGACAAGAGCAAGUGGUUGAGAGCUGGAACGCCUGCCUUCUGUCGAUUAGAGAAGGUCCUCACAAACAAGAGGAUUCUGAAGGAUGUGGAGAAGCUGAGCCCUCACCAUCACACCUCAUCACUGCAGGCUUUCCGAAGCGUAAUUCUGCGCUUUGUGCCCAAGAAUGGUGUCUUUUCUUUUCUUGGAAUGUUAUGCAGACUCUACCUGGCGGCCCUGCAUUUUAAUGAGAAUGCUGAGGGUCCCCAAGCCACAACAGCAGCUGGAGAGCCACCGUUUAAGGUGUUUUUUCCGAAAUACAAGAAAGGACUAUGCUCUGCAAAGCCAGUGAAAACAGAUCAUACCUUCCACUAUGUGGACAACCUGUUGGACCUUAUCUUUGAGAAAGUUGUUGUGGACCCAACCUCAUAUAUGGAGGAUAUCCUAAAGAUCUCCAUACCUGAGAAUCUCGAAUCCCAGUUUUAGAAACCAGACUAACUGGGAGUGAUAGCCAGCUAUGUGUCUAGGUUCAAUCAAGGCAGGACUGAACCCCUGAGCAUAAGGGCCACACCACCCUGUUUCUCCAUCCCACAAAUCCCCAACACUGGCUGACGAAGCUUCUGUAGGCCAAAAACCUCUAACGGCUGAGACAAAUAAGCAAUUAUUUUUUUACAUUCAUUUAAUACUUGCUGUUUGUCUUUAGACAAUCAGUUUUGCUGUUCCUGCUUAAAAACUGCUUAAAAACCUCUGUGGUAUUCAGUAAAACAAUCUUUCAGUCAAUAAAUGCUAGUACAAACAGUGUUGUCUAUUCAGUACUUUGUAUUUUGAAUAGAAUGGUAUGUUGGAAUGUGAUGCAAAAAAAAUAAAAAAUACACUAAAGAUGAA